AUGGAUCUAGAAUUUGAAGACCACGAGUACAUCGACUCCGAUGCUGAAUCCGACUCCUCGGAGACAGCCUAUUUCAAGGAAAAUAGCGGCUUUUCGCCAUCAUGUGGUCUCUGCAGGUUCGACUUUCGUCCUGGUGACAGCGUUGUCGUUUGCAUCCGACAUGUCAGAUCACUCUCUUACCAUUCUGUCGGUGGUGACGAGAUCCAGAUCCUUUCUGGCCCUCAGGAAAACGUCAACAUCUUCGUUACCCAUGAUUAUCAGGGAGUAGUUGACAUCAUAGCAAACUCUGCUGAGGAUAUACCUUCGGUAAAAGAACAUCCUGACAGAUGGUGGACCUUGUUUACGCCGAGGGAAAUGCCGUUUUAUCUAAAAGCAAGGUUUGAUGGAAUCAAGCUUCGAGACCUGGCAGCUUACAAGUACGCCGAAGACCAGCCCAGGUUUCCAGAAGAUCUACGGUGGUCAGUCCUGCCAACAACCUUAGAUCCUAUUCCUGAGCCCCCAAUUCCCUGUAAUUCGUUCCUCGGUAACAAGGUCAUCUCGGCUAUUGAUUGGAAUCAGCCCGAUGUCAUCGGGUACUCAUUCUAUGUAUGGGACAAUACCAUCAUGAAGAUUAUUCCUCACAAAGUCGGUGAAAAGCAUCCUUACAACUUCGGCACUACCUCACAGUAUAGACACUCUUGGGUGUAUUUCCCUGUCGAUUCGGGCGAGCGAAUCUCAGAGGUUUGGCUACGUCGCUAUGGCGUCAAACUUGUCAGCGAUCUCCGUAGCCCUAUGGCAACCCUUAUACUUCGAACGAGUAAGGGCCGCCUGCUCACUCUUGGCCCUCAGUUGAAGUAUCAGCAGUCUGUGAGAUACAAAACACACGCCAAGUAUGACCUUGUCGCAACUUUGCCACAAACCUAUCCCUGUCGCAUGUACUUCGCGAACUGGGGAACGAGCGGCUCGUGGAUGAGGUUCGAAGGUGCAUCUACUUUCAAGAAGCUCAAACUACGUGGUCGCCGGAACAGAAGGCUUGGGCUGCUUCCUGAUAACUGCAAGUACCAGUACUCUUCUGCCGAACUUGAAGGGGUCCGAACUAUCACUCCGUGUGUGUCCCGGCGCGAUUACAGCCGUGAUACGAUCCAUGGGCUUUUGCUUACCUACGAGGAUGGCCGCAAACGCUGCGUUGGCCAACUCCGUCUCGACCAUCUCCUUGCACCAAUUGAGGUCACCUCUGAAACCAUGUGGAUUGUCUGUCCUGAGACAGAUGAAAUCAGCUGGCGCGCUGAUGAAGAGAAGGAUGAAUCUGGUGUAUACUCCGUCAUGUUCGAGGAACCAGAUGCAGAUGAAUGGUACGGACGAUUUAUCAAGAUCCCCAUGCGAGGGCGUCUUGACUGGUACUUCAGUAAGCACCAGUGCCACGUGUCCCACCGCGACGACAGUGAGUCCCUGGACGAAUUCCUCGAGGUGCUGUCGCAAGAACCUGAACCCGGUAUACCACGUCGGGGCCAUGUAUUAAAGCCAUUUUCGGUUCUUGUUGGAAGAGGCGUGAGGUUAAUGGAGGAUUGGAACGUCGAAAGAAUGCAGUGGCACUGA
Messenger RNA from Fusarium verticillioides 7600, 1575 nucleotides. RefSeq lists its product as hypothetical. The record is from RefSeq and is a predicted model, not a curated record. The transcript has 4 exons. Bases 1 to 1575 code for a protein of 524 amino acids. Lineage: Eukaryota; Fungi; Ascomycota; Sordariomycetes; Hypocreales; Nectriaceae.